Molecule: messenger RNA, 2808 nt
Organism: Copidosoma floridanum
Lineage: Eukaryota; Metazoa; Arthropoda; Insecta; Hymenoptera; Encyrtidae
Gene: GTPBP1
Product: GTP-binding protein 1
Biological process (GO): translational elongation
Molecular function (GO): GTP binding; translation elongation factor activity; GTPase activity
Source: RefSeq, a predicted model, not a curated record
CGUGUAUCUCGCACUGCUCAUAAUAUACUUACGAGAAUCCUUUCACUACAUGCAUAUUAAGUAUUUUCGAAGUAUAGUUAAAAGUCAUUUCAGAACAUUGUAUAUAAUUAAAGCAUAUAUAAACUUUCUUUGCUUCUGGCAGUAAGCUGUUGUACACAAAGGUACUUGUGUUUGAUACAGUGUUCCGAUUAUUUGAGUUAACAAUUCGAAUUAUUAGUUUUUUUGAGAAAUGGAAGGUUUUAAGCUGUGACAGCUUUUGUUCCAGCUGAGCAGUCAAAGACAGCCUAUUUUGAGUCCAUAGUGAUGCCUAUGCCAGCCACUUUUUACAGAAGACACUUUGGAUUUAAAUUUUGGAGAGCACGAACGUCUACAAUAACACUAAAUUCUGUAUUUGAGCACAACUCACAAUUGUAGAUAAUAAGUAUAUAAAUAUCUUUUAAAAGCUACUUAAGCAUGUCAGCACCAACAACAACGUUUUUACCUUUUUCGCCUCAAAAUAAUGAGAAAGAAUUUUCUCAGUCACUCAUUGAUUAUUCACUUAUUAGGGGAAAGGAUGUAUUGGUCAGUCCAUCUGAAGACCAGUAUGAAUUAUUAUUGAAGAAACUGAAAGAAAGAAUUCAAGAUGGUGGCAGUGAAACUAUAUUUGAAAUCGGAGUUGGAGGAGAUGGAUCAGAAGAUGGUUUGAAAGACGAUGAGUAUGAGGCAUCAGUGGCUACUCUUCAAUCAUUGGCAGCAACUCUGGAAGCAGAUUGUGUCUUAUUGCGUCAAAAUAAAGUGGAACGCAAGCUGACAGGACAAUAUUUAGUCAGAAAACGUCUAGAUCAACAAGACUUUUUGGAAAUAAGGGUUGCUGUAGUUGGCAAUGUUGAUGCUGGAAAAUCGACAUUACUUGGUGUUUUAACCCACGGAGAACUUGAUAAUGGACGAGGAUUGGCACGGCAAAAAUUAUUUCGACACAAGCAUGAAGCUGAAACUGGAAGAACAAGUUCAGUUGGAAACGAUAUUCUUGGUUUUGAUAGUGUCGGGAAUGUUGUUAACAAACCUGAGCAUGGAUCUCUAGACUGGGUUAAAAUUUGUGAAAAAUCUUCUAAAGUCAUUACCUUUAUUGAUCUUGCUGGUCAUGAACGUUACUUAAAAACCACAGUAUUUGGGAUGACUGGACACGCUCCAGAUUUCGGUAUGUUGAUGGUUGGUGCAAACGCUGGUAUUGUCGGAAUGACAAAAGAACAUCUUGGAUUGGCAUUAGCACUGUCGGUACCAGUUUUUGUUGUUGUGACAAAAAUUGACAUGUGCCCGCCAAAUGUAUUACAAGAAAAUCUGAAGCUGUUAAUGAGAAUCCUAAAAUCUCCUGGCUGUAGAAAAGUUCCAGUUACUGUAAAAACUCCUGAUGAUGUAGUAAUAAGUGCUACUAACUUUGUAUCCGAAAGGCUAUGUCCGAUCUUUCAAGUUUCAAAUGUAAACGGAGAAAAUCUAGAUCUCUUGAAAAUGUUUUUGAAUCUAUUAACUGCCCGAAUUACUAGUCAUGACAAUGAACCUGCCGAGUUUCAAAUAGAUGAUACCUAUUCUGUUCCUGGAGUAGGAACUGUUGUUUCCGGGACAACUUUAAAAGGCGUUAUACGCUUGAACGAUAUAUUACUUCUUGGACCGGAUCCCCUUGGACAUUUUCAGCAGAUUGCUGUUAAAAGUAUUCACAGAAAAAGAAUGCCCGUGCGUGAAGUGCGUGGUGGACAGACUGCAAGCUUUGCUUUGAAAAAAAUCAAAAGAUCGCAAAUUCGCAAGGGUAUGGUAAUGGUCUCACCAGCUCUCAAUCCGCAAGCUUGCUGGGAAUUUGAGGGUGAAAUAUUAGUCUUGCAUCACCCAACAACCAUUAGUUCACGCUAUCAAGCAAUGGUACAUUGUGGCAGUAUUCGACAAACUGCGUCAAUAUUGUCCAUGUCUCAAGACUGCUUGAGGACAGGAGAUAAGGCUUUGGUUCACUUUAAGUUCAUAAAGCAUCCAGAGUAUAUAAAACCUGGACAACGAAUGGUUUUCAGAGAAGGUCGUACUAAAGCUGUAGGCAACGUUUUGCGAUUAAUCCCACACACGGGACCAUCUGUUGCACAUUUAUCUUCCAGGAUUAAUAAACCAAAUAAGCCGCAACAAAAUCGACAGAAUACAAAUGCACAAAUGUCAGAAAAUCCGGAAGCUAAUAAUAGCACAGACACUCAAAAUACCAAGCGCGAGAAUACAUCGCAAAAACAAAGUUCAAAUCCUGCGAAAAAAGGUAGGGCUAGAAGAGGACUAACACAAAACAAUGGCAGUAGCUCUGUGCAACCACUUGUGGAACAGAAUCCUCCUUCAAAUAUUUAAAUGAUAAAUAAUUAUGUAUAAAGUAUACAUAAAUCUUUAAUUAUUAUUCUAUAUAGUUCUAAAAUAGUGUUAAUGUGUGAAAAAAGUGUAACUUAAUAUGUUUAUUUCAAGUAUUAAUAAGAUGGAUAAUUAUUUUUAUAAUUCAUGACAUGUUCUAACUACGAGGUAAUAUGCUCGUAUUAUUGCAGGAACGUUGUAUUAUCAGAUAGAAUUUUACUUGAGUAUACAUUUAGGUCAAAUAAGUAAUGACUGAAUGAGAGAGUAUUAUAUUGGACAACAAAAUUAUUUUUGUGAAAAAAUAUUUGAAAAUAUUCAUCCAAAUCAAAAUUUAAAAAAUGCACAAUUUAAUGGUUUAAAGCAUACAUGUAAGAAAAUGUAUUUCAAAAAGUUCUUGUUCUAUUUUUCAGAACUUCUAAUGUAUAAAUAUGACAUAAUAAAGAAUUUGAAAAAUCAAAAAAA